This is a messenger RNA of Mercenaria mercenaria, 1053 nucleotides long. Its product is annotated as glycoprotein-N-acetylgalactosamine 3-beta-galactosyltransferase 1-like. The record is from RefSeq and is a predicted model, not a curated record. NCBI's taxonomy places the organism in Eukaryota, Metazoa, Mollusca, Bivalvia, Venerida, Veneridae. Gene Ontology annotation, cellular component: membrane. The coding region runs from base 163 to 1053 and encodes 296 amino acids. Gene Ontology annotation, molecular function: N-acetylgalactosaminide beta-1,3-galactosyltransferase activity. The transcript is spliced from 5 exons.
AAUCUUUGCGGGCACGUAUUAUGCUUCGUUUACUGAGGAGAUCAAUUGAUAUUUCUCUUCCUUUUAGAUUCAGUUCAUUAAAAUUACGAAACAUCGACUUAUGAAUUUGUACUUUAUUUAAUAUCUUAGUUUAUUUUUCUGUUUAAGAAUGACAGAAUAAGAAUGCAGUUGUGUACCGAAACUCAUUCUAAGCUUGGUCUGGAUACCUCGUUUAUUAAAAGUGGCACAUUUCGAAAACAGCUGUUUCUAGCAGUCUGCACAGCGAUAGUAGUUCUCUUUCUGAUACUGCUGGAUAUGUUUCCUUUAAUAUCGAAAACACAAGGAAUAGGCUACUAUGCAAAACCAUCAUUGAAAUGCACUAAUAACAGUAAAAGUACUAUUCGUGUACUCUGCCUCAUCUUAGCAUCAGCAUAUAAAAGCAGGCAGAUGGCAGCAAUAGAAAACACGUGGGCAAAACGUUGUGAUAAGUACCUUUUCAUCAAUGGGCAGACGAACAAUCCACAAAUAGCUGAAACAAUUUUAAAUGUUCCGGUUCCAGAGGAGAGACGUCACCUGACAAUGAAGAUGCGUCAUGCGUUUAAAUAUGUGUAUAGAGCCUAUAAAGGCAGUUUUGAUUGGAUAUUAAAAUGCGAUACUGACACCUAUGUUAUUAUGGAAAAUCUUCGGAACCUCCUCUCACACGUCGACCCAUUUCAACCAGCAUACCUAGGUUUUCAUAUGAAGGCUAGGAGAAAUCAUCGUUAUGGUUACAUGAGUGGAGGAGGCGGUUAUACAAUUAACUGGCAAGGUUUUCAUCAGUUAAUACAUAAGGGAUUUAAAAACGGCUGUGGUGAGGAAGAUGGUUCAAGUGAGGAUCUCAACAUUGGCUUAUGUUUAGGUGACUCUGGCGUACCCGUAUUAAACUCACGUGAUAAGGAAGGAAAAGAAACAUUUCAUCCAGCACACUUACAACGUCUUUUACGUCCACCUCACCCAAGACCAAUCAGAAAUAGGGCUUGGAAUAAAGUCAGAUUUGUGAGUCUACAAUUAUGUUUAUUAUCUUUCUCUGAGUAA